UCCUCGUCCCGUCCCUUCCCUCCCUUGCCGCCCGGUCCCGUCCCGUCCCGUCCCGUCCCCGACCCGGCCGCCGCCAUGGAGGACGCGCUGCGGGAGGCGCUGGGCACGACGGUGCUGCGGCCGACCGGGCACACGGCGGCCGGCUGCAUCAGCCAGGGCCGGAGCUACGACACGGACCACGGCCGGGUGUUCGUGAAGUGCAACUCUCAGCUGGAGGCCAGAAGAAUGUUUGAGGGAGAAAUGGCAAGUCUGGAAGCCAUCCUGAAGACAGGGACGAUAAAAGUGCCUAAACCCAUCAAAGUCAUAGACCUGCCUGACUGCAGUACUGCGUUUGUGAUGCAACAUUUGGAAAUGAAGGAUGUGAGCAGACACUCAUCACAGCUUGGAACUCAGCUGGCUGAUCUUCACCUUUAUAACCAGAAACUUGGAGAGAAACUGAAGAAAGAAAGGCGCAUAGUUGGUAAAGGUCAAGGGCAAACGGAAAUCCAGUUUGUGGAUCAGUUUGGCUUUCAUACAGUUACCUGCUGUGGCUAUCUUCCACAGGUGAACGACUGGCACAGUGACUGGGUGAGUUUCUUUGCUAGACAGAGGAUCCAGCCCCAGAUGGACAUGAUUGAAAAGGAAUCAGGUGACAGAGAAGCAAGAGAACUUUGGGCACAGCUUCAGCUGAAGAUACCCAGUUUUUUCUGUCAUAUGAAUAUUGUUCCUGCUCUCCUGCAUGGGGAUCUCUGGGGCGGAAAUGUAGCUGAGGAUGAUUCUGGUCCAAUUAUUUUCGAUCCGGCUUCUUUCUACGGCCAUUCAGAGUACGAGCUCGCAAUAGCUGGGAUGUUUAGUGGCUUCACUGGUUCUUUUUAUUCUGCUUAUCACAGUAAAAUCCCCAGAGCUGCAGGGUUUGAGAAACGCCUGAAGCUUUAUCAGCUGUUCCACUAUAUGAACCACUGGAACCAUUUUGGAUCAGGGUACAGAAGGUCUUCUUUAAACAUUAUGAGAAGCCUUGUACAGUAAGUUACUGCUUAAGCCAAUACUUCCUGUCUUGUUUGGGGAACCUCAUACUUGGUGGUGCAGCUGAAGGAGUAGUAAUGUUAAAAACAACCUGUGAGACCCUUGACCUUGUUAAAGACCUAGAACCAGUGUCUCCUGCUGAAUACCAAGUGUAAAAUAGUGAUCUCUUUCUGGGAUAGUUGGGGAUAACUCUAUGAGGGAAAAAACUAAGCAAGGACUGAAUUUGCACAAUGCAUAAAGGUCUCAGUGUCCAAAAAGCAUGUGAGACUGUGCAGGGUAACACAAAUAAACACUAAGGAGAUGCCUGAAAGAAGUUGCUUGCUGCAUUUUGGUGUGUCUUCCUCUUUCAGCUCGUCAUGUCCAGUUGUGUGCGUGAGAGCAACAGAGCUUGAAAGUACAGGAAAAUUAUGUAGCAAUUUUAGGAAUUAUGUUUAGGAACCGUGAGAAGGGAUUUGGAGCUGCAAUUAAUUUUCACAGAAUCAGAGUGGGUGAGGUUGGUGUGGGGAUCAGAGAAUGUAUUCUAGUCCAACCUCCCUGCCUAAGCAGAUUACUUAGUAUUGGCUCCAGAGGCUUUUAAAGACCUCCACGGUUUUGCUGAUUGAUUCCAUUGGAUGCAGACUUCUGGUGCCUCCUGGAGUGCUUGUAGGCUGUUCUAAUGAAAUAAAACCUGCACUUGCUUCACAUGUUUGACUAAAGCCAGUCAAAAUCUACCUAAUCAUGCAAUUACAUAAAUAGCUGGCACCUUAUUUUUUCCACACCACCAAAGAAAACUAUAAAAAUAUAACUUUAAAGGGGACUGAGGUCAGGGGAGACUCCUGAGAUGGCUCACAGGCUGUAACCCUCUGCUUCUCCACGAGAGUGCCUAUCAGCUAAUUUUAUUCCAAGGGGGUACUACUGCUUGUGCUUUCUGAUACCAGUGUGUUCAUCAACAAUAGUUUAUUACCCUUACUUUGGCACAAGGAUCAGUAAACCACAGCAUUUUAUGUCACUGGGACAACAGAUGUGUCCCAGUGUCAAGGCUGCACCAUUUGUACACCUUUGCUCAUGAGAGUUCCAGUGCAGACCUAGAGAGUUGCACUGUUCAUUCUAAAAUAUUCUGUGCAAAGUCUCCCAGGGCCUCAGACAUGCCAGAAAGGAAAAGAUGUAGAAACCCCUGGGCUCAGUACUUCUCUAGAUAACCUGGAAAACAAGGGGUCUUCCUUUCCUAAACUCUCACGUGACAGUCCCCACUAAGUGCAUGCUGUGGCAACAUGGACUUUGAGUGUUGGGGAAUGACUUGUAUUAACUAAAACUGCUUUGUACUGGAUAUUGGCAGAUUACUGAGGGUUUUCUACUUGUUAGUUUGGCAGUUACUUACACAAAUUUGAAACAUGUUUGGUAUUUGUUACUACCUCUACUACUUUUCUCACUGGCUGUUUGACUUCUGCUGCAAAAUGUCUGCUUGGUAAAGUAGGUUUUACUUUCACCUUGUUAGCUGAAUAAAAGGUUUCUCAGUUGA
This is a messenger RNA of Lonchura striata (white-rumped munia), 2500 nucleotides long. NCBI's taxonomy places the organism in Eukaryota, Metazoa, Chordata, Aves, Passeriformes, Estrildidae. The record is from RefSeq and is a predicted model, not a curated record.